CGAAUCGUAUUCGUUGCCAAAGCGCAAAGGGCCCAUAACCAUAUUCAUGAAAGAGCUGUGCGACCAGAAGAAACAAAUUACAGAGUUGGUUUCAUCAAAAUCGAAGGUUUUUUAACUGUUAUUCUAACAGUGAAGGCACAAAAUCAUGGCGGACAGUGAGCAAUUAGUCUACAUCAGCUGCGCAGAAGAGAUUCGCUACUCCUUCGUCAGCCACCUCUCCGAAGCUCUCCGUCGAAAAGGCAUACACGAUGUAUUCGUCGACAGCUACGACGAUCUGCUUUCCGACGAGUCUCAAUCAAAGGUUGAGAGAGCUAGGGUUUCUGUGAUGGUUUUACCCGGAGACCGAAGUACGGCAUGCCUUGACAAACUCGUGAAGGUCCUCGAGUGCGAGAGGACCAACGACCAGGUGGUAGUUCCAGUGUUGUACGGCGUCAGAACAUUAGAGACCGAUUGGCAUAUCGCGUUAGAUUCCAAGGGCUUCUCAUCAAUCCACCAGUCCAGGAAGGGAUGUAGCGACUCACAACUUGUAAAAGAUAUUGUGAGAGAUGUGUAUGAGAAGCUUUUUUAUACGGGACGGAUUGGCAUCUACUCAAAGCUGCUGGAGAUAGAAACCAUGGUUUGCAAACAAUCCUUGGACAUCCGCCGUGUUGGAAUUUGGGGUAUGCCUGGCAUAGGCAAGACAACACUUGCUAAAGCAGUCUUUGAUCAAAUGUCCAGUGCCUUUGAUGCUUCUUGUUUUAUUGAAGACUAUACCAAAGCUAUUCAAGAGAAGGGUCUUUAUCGCUUGCUGGAAGAACAAUUUUUGGAAGAAAAGGCUGGUGCUAGCGGUGGUACCAUUACGAAAUUGAGCUUGAUUAAAGAGAAAUUAAACAAUAAGAGAGUUCUUGUUGUUCUUGAUGAUGUGCGCAAUGCUCUGGUUGUGGAGUCUUUUCUUAGAGGGUUUGACUGGUUUGGUCCCGAAAGCCUAAUCAUCAUAACUUCCAGAGAUAGAAAGGUGUUUCGCCUUUGUCGAGUCAAUCAAAUAUAUGAGGUUCCAGGUUUGAAUGAGAAAGAGGCUCUUCAACUUUUCUCUUUCUGUGCAUCUAUGAAUGAUAGGGCAGAGCAGGGUCUCCACGAGGUGUCAAUGAAAGUGAUUGCAUAUGCUAAAGGACAUCCUUUAGCUCUCAAUAUUUAUGGCAAGGAGCUGAAGGGUAUAAAAAGCCCUUCAGAAUUGGAAACAGCAUUCCUCGAACUCAAGGAACGUCCUCCAACUAAGUUUGUUGAUGCAAUCAAGAGUUGCUAUGACUCACUCAAUGACAGCGAAAAAUACAUUUUUUUGGAUAUAGCUUGUUUCUUUCAAGGAGAAAAUGUCGACUACGUGAUGCAACUGCUUGAGGGUUGUGGUUUCUUUCCACAUGUUGGAAUGGAUGUUCUUGUCGACAAGUGUCUGGUGACUCUUUCAGAAAACCGAGUGUGUAUGCAUAACUUGAUCCAAGAUGUUGGCAGAGAAAUAAUAAAAAGAGAAACAUUACAGAUUGAGAGGCGCAGCAGACUGUGGGAACCUUGGUGCAUCAAAUUGUUAUUAGAAGAUAACAGACGAAAAGAAAAUGGAGAACACAAAACAACUUUGGAAUGUGCUCAGGGCACUGACGAGAUCGAAGGCAUGUUUCUAGACACAUCAAACUUAAGUUUUGAUGUCAAUCCUGCUGCAUUUGAGAAUAUGUUGAACCUUAGAUUGCUCAAAAUUUACUGUUCCAAACCUGAAAUCCAUCCUGUAAUCAAUUUCCAUAGAGGCUCUCUACAGUUUUUUCCUAAUGAGCUAAGACUCCUCCACUGGGAGAACUACCCUCUGCAACUUCUGCCUCAAAAUUUUGAUCCUAGGCACCUUGUGGAAAUCAACAUGCCAUACAGCCAACUUAGGAAACUUUGGGGUGGAAUCAAGAAGCUAGAGAUGUUGAGGACGAUCAGACUUUGUCAUUCUCAGCAACUAGUUGAUAUUGACGACCUCUUAAAAGCUCCAAAUCUUGAGGUGAUUGAUCUCCAAGGUUGUACAAAGCUGCAUAGUUUCCCAGCCACAGGUCAACUGAUGAAUCUACGAGUUGUAAAUCUCUCAGGUUGCACAGAAAUCAAAAGUUUCCCAGAGAUUCCCCCAAAUAUUGAGAUACUGCAUUUACGGGGGACCGGCAUAACAGAAUUACCACUUUGUGUUGUUAAGCCAAACUACAAAGAUCUUUUGAGACUUCUAGCUGAAAUCCCAGGUCUUUCAGGUGUCUCAAACCUUGCGGAAGCUGAUGUCAAAUCUUUAACAAGUCUGAUGAAAGUGAGCACAUCUAAUCAAGAUCUUGGUAAGCUUAUUUGCAUAGAGCUAAAAGAUUGUUCUCGUUUGCGAAGUCUGCCAGACAUGGUUAAUUUAGAACUUCUCAGAGUUCUUGAUCUUUCUGGUUGCUCAGAGCUUGAGACUAUUCAGGGGUUCCCACGGAACCUGAAAGAGUUAUAUCUUGGUGGCACUGCAGUAAGAGAAGUGCCACAACUUCCUCAAAGUCUAGAACUCUUUAAUGCACAUGGUUGUGUCUCACUCAAAUCAGUUAGUUUGGACUUUGAGAACAUUCCUGUGCAUUACACAUUAAGUAACUGUUUUGAUCUCUCUCCAGAAGUGGUCAACGAUUUUUUAGUGAAAGCACUGGUUAAUGCAAAACACUUACCAAGAGAGCGUCAGCAGCAGGAACUCAACAGAGCUCUGGCUUUCAGCUUCUGUGUGCCCUGUCACGCGAAUCAAAAUUCUACACUUGACCUGCAACUAGGAUCUUCUGUAAUGACGCGACUAGACCCUUCUUGGAGAAACAUGCUUGUGGGCUUCGUUAUGCUAGUGGAAGUUUCAUUUUCAGAGGAUUCCUUUGAUACUACUGGUUUUGGCAUUAGCUGCGUUUGCAGAUGGAAAAACAAGGAAGGCCACUCUCAUAAAAUAGAAAGAAAUUUUCAUUAUUGGGCUCCAGGAGAAGCUAUUCCAAAACUUCAAAAGGAUCAUAUGUUUGUGUUCUGUGAUGUUAAUAUGCGUCCAAGUACUGAUGAAGAAAACGACCCUGAUAUCUGGGCUGAUUUAGUUGUUUUUGAUUUUGUUCCUGUCAACAAACAGACAAAGCCUCUAGAUGAUAUUUGCACAGUGAGAAGAUGUGGAGUCCGUGUAAUAACUUCUACAACUGGUGAUACUAUCUCUGAGAACAUUUUACCAGAUUUUUCCUCGAACACAUUCGAGUCUUCUGGUAAUGACGUUGAAGAAGAAGUGUUGAGAGUCACUUAUGAUGGUUUACAAGACAGAGAAAAAGCUUUAUUUCUUUACAUGGCGUUUUUGUUAAAUGACGAGGAUGUUGGUUUGGUGGCACCACUUAUUGCUAGCAUUGAUUUGGAUGUUAGCUCUGGGCUCAAGGUAUUAGCCGAUAAGUCUCUCAUAUGUGUAUCUUCCAACGGACAAAUAGUGGUGCAUGGUUUGCUACGGAAAAUGGGUAAAGAAAUCCUCCAUGGACAAUCCAUGAUGCCAGGUAGCUCAAAGAAGACUGAGAGAUUGCUCGAAAAUCGUCAGAGUUCUGUGAGCAUUGCAAGGAAAAUCUUGAUCACUGAUUCAGAGAAUUCCGGAAAAAGGACCAGGGAUUCGUUUAAUUACCUGCCAAUAAGAGAAAACGAUGGAAGAGACAGAGAGAGAGAAGACAGCCAUUUUGUCAAGAGAGGAAGACACAGAGAGACAGAGACAACAAUGGCCGAAGCGAAGGAGGAGAAAAGAGAAAUAAAUAAAGAAGAAAAGAGCGUUAAGCUUUUCGUCGGACAAAUUCCAAAACAUAUGUUGGAAUCUCAACUCCUAACAUUUUUUCAGGAGUUUGCAGUCGUAAACGAAGUCAAAAUCAUCAAGGAAAAGAGUACAGGCGUCUCGCGAGGAUGUUGUUUUCUGCUAUGUUCAUCGAGACAAGAAGCAGAUAAGUUGGUUAAUUCUUGCCAUAACAAAAAGACAUUGCCUGGGGCAUCUAAUCCAGUGCAAGUAAAGUAUGCAGAUGGUGAACUGGAAAGGCUAGAACAUAAGCUUUUUGUCGGUAUGCUUCCAAAGAAUGUCUCUGAAGCUGAAGUUCAAUCAUUAUUCUCCAAGUAUGGGACCAUAAAGGAUUUACAGAUUCUAGGAGGUUCUCAACUAACAAGCAGAGGUUGUGCUUUUCUCAAGUACGAGACAAAAGAACAAGCUGAUGCUGCUAUUGAAGCCGUCAAUGGAAAACAUAUAAUGGAGGGGACUGUUCCUUUAGUUGUCAGAUGGGCCGACACAGAAAAAGAGAAACACACAAGAAAACUUCAAAAGGCUAAUGCUGAUCGAACAAAUGCGUCAUUGUUUGGAGCAUUUCCCAUGUUUACUCAUGAGGCUAUUGAAAGUUAUGGUCACAUGCUACCACCAAUUCAGAACCAACGUGCAUUUCCCAAUAUGUUUGUACAACCAAACCAAGUUAAUAACAACGAGUUGCAAGGAACAUUGCUUGACUCUGUGCCAACUCUUUUUGCCCAUAGAGACUCUUAUGUGUCUCCUGCAAAUUAUGUGGGGCCUUUUUAUCCCAUACGCUCUCUAAGUAGCUAUCCUGGAUACAUAUCACCUGACAUUGACAACACUUGCGUAUCCGAGGGGCCAGAAGGUGCGAAUCUGUUUAUCUAUAACAUACCUCUGGAAUUUGGGGAUCAAGAACUUGCGUCUAUAUUUCAACCUAUCGGUGUUGUUCUGAGCGCAAAGGUUUUUGUAGACAAAGCCACUGGUCUAAGCAAAUGUUUCGGUUCUGUUCGUUAUGACUCACAAGCAGCCGCGCAAAACGCUGUGAACACGAUGAAUGGUCGCUAUGUAGGUGGUAAGAAAUUGAGAGUCCAGCUUCAGAGAGACAAUGAUAAGCCUCAUCAGGUCUACAUAAGGAGGAAGAAUAGAGAAGGAGGAGCACGUGUGAGCUGAGAAGAGAACACGUGCGAGUAAAUGAAGUCUUUUGUAUAUAAACUUGUAAAAACAGAGUGAGUCAUUAUGUUGUUUGUUGUUGAAGAGUCUUAUGCGACUUUGGGAAUUCGGUUAUGUCUAGCUGCCUCUAAAGAUCGAUUCCGUUAUCAAUUGUAACAGUUCAUUCAGAUAAUAAAAAGAGGAGGUUUUUUCUUAUCAA
Messenger RNA from Camelina sativa (false flax), 5144 nucleotides. The record is from RefSeq and is a predicted model, not a curated record. Lineage: Eukaryota; Viridiplantae; Streptophyta; Magnoliopsida; Brassicales; Brassicaceae.